UGCGCGUCACCUGACGCUCUUGACAGCCUGCUGUGGGCGCCGAGUCAGCUGAUCUUAAGAGUUGUGCUGCGUGCCGGCCGGUCCGGGCCCUCCGGUCCAGCCGCCCCGCCGCAGCCAUGUCGUUCUUCCCGGAGCUUUACUUCAACGUGGACAAUGGCUACUUGGAGGGACUGGUGCGCGGCCUGAAGGCUGGGGUGCUCAGCCAGGCGGACUACCUCAACCUGGUGCAGUGCGAGACGCUCGAGGGCCACUCCUUGCUCAUGCCAUCCUGCAGCUGUUUCCUUUGCAUUUUCCUGUCUGCGUUUUACCUGGCCCAGCCUGGAGCGCUCCCUCAUCCUCUGCCCUGCCUUGGUUCCCUCUCGACUUUACCUGCGGCAUGGGACAUGUCCUUAAUUUCAUAUGCAUCAUUUCUGCCACAGGACCUGAAGCUGCACCUGCAGAGCACGGACUAUGGCAACUUCUUGGCCAAUGAGGCUUCGCCGCUGACAGUGUCCGUCAUUGAUGACCGGCUCAAGGAGAAGAUGGUGGUGGAGUUCCGUCACAUGAGGAACCAUGCGUAUGAGCCGCUCGCCAGCUUCCUGGACUUCAUUACUUACAGCUACAUGAUCGACAACGUAAUCCUGCUCAUCACGGGCACGCUGCACCAGCGCUCUAUCGCCGAGCUUGUGCCUAAGUGCCACCCGCUUGGCAGUUUCGAGCAGAUGGAGGCCGUGAACAUCGCACAGACACCCGCCGAGCUCUACAAUGCUAUUCUGGUGGACACGCCCCUGGCGGCUUUUUUCCAGGACUGCAUCUCAGAGCAGGACCUCGACGAGAUGAACAUCGAGAUCAUCCGCAACACGCUCUACAAGGCCUACCUGGAGUCCUUCUACAAGUUCUGCACCCUGCUGGGCGGGACCACGGCCGAUGCCAUGUGCCCUAUCCUGGAGUUUGAAGCAGACCGCCGCGCCUUCAUCAUCACCAUUAACUCCUUCGGCACAGAGCUGUCCAAGGAGGACCGUGCCAAGCUCUUCCCGCACUGUGGACGGCUCUACCCAGAGGGCCUGGCCCAGCUGGCUCGAGCCGACGACUAUGAGCAGGUCAAGAACGUGGCCGACUACUACCCGGAGUACAAGCUGCUUUUCGAAGGUGCGGGCAGCAACCCUGGAGACAAGACCCUGGAGGACCGAUUCUUCGAGCACGAGGUGAAACUGAACAAGUUGGCCUUUCUGAACCAGUUCCACUUUGGUGUUUUCUACGCCUUUGUGAAGCUCAAGGAACAGGAGUGUCGCAACAUCGUGUGGAUUGCCGAGUGCAUCGCCCAACGCCACCGGGCCAAGAUCGACAACUACAUCCCUAUCUUCUAGCACCCUGGACCAAGGCUCCCCAGUGCAUGUGUACAUGUGUGUCCGUGUGCUGUGACAAAGCUCACAGCUCACCCACUUGCCCUGGGGGAGCACGCUGUCCCCGUGGCUGCCCUGCCUCCCUGACCCUCUCCGAGACUGCUCUUGGGCCUGCAGGGGGGCUGGGCACCUGCUCCCACACCAAGAAUGGACCAAGCCCCCACCUCCAGAGCAAGGAGGCCCCCUCAGCCCUGUGUUUACAGCUGCUGACGUGUCUGAGAAGCAUGUGGUCACUUUUGUGUCCCUCCCUAACCCGAGAAAACCUGGGGGGAGCGUAAAACUUCUCUUCCCUCAGUGGGCCCCCCAGAGCCAUGGCCAGGAUAAAGUAUGUGUGUUCUUGGGAAAUGGAGUAGCUCUGCCCUUCCAAGAUAAUAAAAACUUCUCUAAGCCCA
Molecule: messenger RNA, 1774 nt
Organism: Bubalus bubalis (water buffalo)
Lineage: Eukaryota; Metazoa; Chordata; Mammalia; Artiodactyla; Bovidae
Gene: ATP6V0D1
Product: ATPase H+ transporting V0 subunit d1
Exons: 9
Coding region: 117-1346 (409 amino acids)
Biological process (GO): proton transmembrane transport; vacuolar acidification; vacuolar transport
Cellular component (GO): proton-transporting V-type ATPase, V0 domain; early endosome; plasma membrane proton-transporting V-type ATPase complex
Molecular function (GO): proton-transporting ATPase activity, rotational mechanism
Source: RefSeq, a predicted model, not a curated record